AUGGCUAUCGAAUUCCUCGAAACCCUCGAUCUCAAACAGAUCCAAGCGAAGUCGGGCCUAUUUGAGAAAAUGGAGUUUGUCGUCUCCGACGGGGAAGAUGAAAACUUGGCGGCAAUUGUGAGGAAAACAGAGCAGAGCCCACCAGCAUACAGUUUCAAUUUCCUCUUGAACCUGAGGACUGGCUCGUUCCGUAUCACCGAGUCUCUCGGCCAUGCCAUGCGUGCAUGGAUCGAAGUGUCUCAAGAACAUUACCUCUUGCUCAAGGCCGCACCCAAGGACGAAGACGUCGAGCCCGACACCUUUAUCAUUCAAAUCGCUCUCCGUUCGGAUUACAACUUCAAAGUGGAACACGCUGGCCAAGCCUUCACACUGUCCCCUCACCAAGCUUUGAGGUCAUGGAAACUAUCCUUCUGCAUGGCAAAGAACCAAGAUUACAUUGAAAAGCACUGUCGAAACAUUGAAAUCCGUAUCCCUGACUACAAAAAAGCGACGAUUGCGCACCAAUUCGACGCACGCAUUGUUCGACACAUCCUGAACAACAAGGAUUCUAUUGAUGCAAGAGAGAAUGCGAAGCCCUAUUGCUCGGUGCAGCUCCGUGCAUUGGAAGCCGAAAGCAAAGCAGCUGAUGCCGCAAAGGCUUUACUUGACCGCAAGUCUGUCCAAGCUGACGUUUCCGGCCUACCUGGUUUCGAAGAUCGCUUCAUGAUACGAUUGAAAUCCACCAUCGCAAAGGAUCAUUGGAAGCUGGAAGCGCAACAGCUCAUCUGGUUGUCACCUAGUGUCCCGGGAAAGGCAGGGAUGUUCGAUCUUGAACCAACCCAACUCCCAAACGCCCGAGUACAAAAAUGGAGAGCCACAUCGGUCAUCAUCAAAGGAGAUGUUGUUGCUGUCUUGGACAACUACACCACUCCUGAGUUAGCUGCUGCUGCCAAAAAUACUGGACGUGUCUACCUCGAUGUCGUGUUGGAUCGCGAAGAUCCACUCGGUGAUCGGUCCAGCCGCGCGAUCAACAAGAUGCGGAAAGUCCUUCUCAAGGAAAACGGAGAAGACAUCGAAGCAGACAUUUAUCGACUCCCUCUGAGUGGCUUCUUCCUCGAAAAGAAACCGUUCCCAAGCAAUAUUGAUCCGCUUCCGUACCGAGAUACCAGCUUCCAGAAAUUUGUGGUAAGAUUGCAACUCGAAGCAGAGUCCCAUCGGAGGGCCAUUGACUCAGUAUUCCAAUCCCCCACCGGUUGUGCCCUGAUUCAAGGACCGCCUGCCACGGGCAAAACAACGGUCGUUGCGAAAUCACUGCUCAUAGCCCGCGGCUUUGUCGACCUUCGCGGCAAGAUCGUCUGUGCAGCGCACACCAACGAAGCCGUCCGUGUUGCCUGCGAGCGAACGGUGCAGCUUGCCAAGCAGAUGUUCCACAUCGAUCCAAAAGAUCACAUUUGUCUCGUGCUGACGCGUGCAAAGUCGCAAUAUUUUCGCCUGUCAGAAAAGGAGUUUGGGAUAUUGGAAGAUCUGACAUUGGAGGCUCACAUGAAACGCAUUGCCGAUGCCCAGCCUGCAACAUAUGGUGCCUACCGUGCGGGCUUUGCGCAGAUCAUCAAGUGUGGUCGCAUCGAAGACAAGAGGCUUGCCAAAGCACACGACAAAGACCGGGCCGAAUUGUCAAGACUGGUCAUGAUGCAAUGCACCAUAUUCUUUUCCACUCUCGCCACCUGCCACGACAGGGACUCCUUUUUCGGUAAUCGCAACUUCCCUUGUUCCUUGCUGGUCGUUGACGAAGCCUCGCAGGCAACCGAUGUCGCAUUAUUUCAGGCAUGGCUGGCCCUCAAUCCACGCCGAGUUGUCAUGGCCGGUGACCAAAAACAGCUCGCCCCUUACACUGAAAGCGUCGAAGGGGCAUGGGCAUGGGGCACCUCAAUGUUUGAGAAGCUUCAGAACAAGGGCUGUCAACGAGUCAUGUUGGAUGUGCAAUAUCGCACCGUCCAAAACAUCUAUGCCGGCACAAACUUUCAUUAUGACAAUCUCGUCCGUGCUCACCCAUCUACGGUCAACCGGCCUUUUCAAUUGCAGCUACAACAGAUUUUUACAUUGGGAGAGCUUUCUUUUACCGAUGCCGAUGGGAAGAAGGUGGUGUUGGAUUCGAAUAUCAAACUUUUUCACAUCACAGAUACCGAUUGCAUAAAAGUCGGGGCCGGCCGUUCGAGUGCAAAUCAGCAGGAAUUCCAGUUCAUCGCAGGAAUGGUGGCUGCUUUUGGUCUUGCUGGCGUCAGUCCAUCCCACAUUAUGGCCCUCACCGGGUACAAUGGACAACAUAUUCUCCUCGCCGAUUUGGAGCAAGACUUUCCCGGCCUGAGAGCCCGGAAGAUCGACUCCAGCCAAGGUGGAGAGGCCGAUAUUGUCGCGUUUUCUGUUACUAGGACCAUGCAGUCGGGCAUCGGCUUCUUGCAACAGAGUCGGCGCCAGAAUGUCGGUACCAGUCGCGCUCGUGAGGCCAUGUACAUUGUCGGGAACCCAAACCUUUUUGUUCAAUCCAAAGGCUGGCAGGGAUGGUUUGACUCACUCAAAAAGGCCAACAGCAACCUCGUCGUCACGAUCAAGGGUCCAGUCAAAUGGAAAUUCGGCGAUCGAGCCGUGACACUUCCCGCCAGCGCGUCAGCAAUCCCAACGGAUGUUCGUUCUUCGACUGCCGAUGUCGGCGAAAAGCUUGCCAACAUGAAGCUGGAACCGAAGCUGGAAAAGGAAAAUUGGACUGACAAUGACUGCAACGCGUACAUCAGCGGACUUCAUGACAGCGAGAGAAACCCGGCUCGUCAUUUCUUCAGACAAAUGUCGGCAGCGAAGCAGCAAGAUGACAGAACCCAAUGGAUCUAA
This is a messenger RNA of Exophiala dermatitidis NIH/UT8656, 2862 nucleotides long. RefSeq lists its product as uncharacterized. Gene Ontology annotation, molecular function: 5'-3' DNA helicase activity. The transcript has a single exon. The coding region runs from base 1 to 2862 and encodes 953 amino acids. The record is from RefSeq and is a predicted model, not a curated record. Lineage: Eukaryota; Fungi; Ascomycota; Eurotiomycetes; Chaetothyriales; Herpotrichiellaceae.